CCGAUACGUAUACCUUGUGGUCAUUCUCGAAUUGACUGAUCAUGACUGACUACACUGCGCGCCUCGCUGAACUCGGCUACGUCCUUCCCGCCGUGUCGCCUCCCAAGGGCAACUAUAAGCUCCUCACCCGCGUCGGCAACUUGAUCUAUACGGCCGGACACAUCCCCACGCCCGCCAACGGCGCGUUGAUCACCGGCAAGGUCGGCGUCGACCUCACAACCGAGCAAGCGUACGAUGCCGCGCACGUCGUGGCCCUCGCGCUCCUCGCAACCCUGCAACACGAGUUGGGCGACUUGAACAAGAUCAAGCAAAUCGUCAAGUUGACCGGGUUCGUCAACGCCGUCGACGGGUUCGCCGCGCAGCCCACCGUCAUCAACGGCGCGUCCGACACGUUUGCCAAGGUAUUUGGCGACCACGGCGUCGGCGCCCGCUCCGCCGUGGGCACCAACGGCCUCCCGUUGAACGUCCCCGUGGAAAUCGAAGCGAUUGUCGAAGUCCACGAUGCGUAGAGCCAACAAAAUGAUAUAUACCACCACAAAUACACCCCC
Aphanomyces astaci is the source of this 548-nucleotide messenger RNA. RefSeq lists its product as hypothetical. The transcript has a single exon. Bases 42 to 509 code for a protein of 155 amino acids. The record is from RefSeq and is a predicted model, not a curated record. NCBI's taxonomy places the organism in Eukaryota, Oomycota, Saprolegniomycetes, Saprolegniales, Verrucalvaceae.